This is a messenger RNA of Emericellopsis cladophorae, 2127 nucleotides long. RefSeq lists its product as uncharacterized. The transcript is spliced from 3 exons. Lineage: Eukaryota; Fungi; Ascomycota; Sordariomycetes; Hypocreales; Bionectriaceae. The record is from RefSeq and is a predicted model, not a curated record. Bases 1 to 2127 code for a protein of 708 amino acids.
AUGGCACCUCCUGUGCCUUCAAACGCCAAGCCAGUCGCUGCCAUCGUUGGAUUCGACUGGUCUCCCUCUGUCACCGAAGCUGCGAAAUACCCAACUCCCAAGCUCACCGUCCGGCGCUUGUCGGAGUGGAUUGUCUUGGUCACCAAAGAUGUCCAAGGCAACACCUGGGCUCUACUAAGGGCUCCAGGAGACGCAGAUCCCCCAUUCGAAGGUUACGUACCUGCCGCCAUCAUCAAAAUCGGGGCCAGUGUCAAAGAUGGACCACUGCCCCUGAGCAUGCCUGCUCCUAUGCCCCCAACGCUGUUCCCCGAGCCGAUUCCCAAUGAUCGAGUGGCAACGCGAACCAUCAAGCUUCUUUGGAAGAGCAUUACCAUGAAUCGUGAUACCAUAAUGUCUCGUGGCCAUGGUACACGCACUCAAGAGCGAGCCCUGUUUGGAUCUCAGGUUCAUCGGUACGCCGAAACUAUCAUGAACGCCAUUCCACGUCGGGCUUUAGACGCCAUAGAGACGGGCCGUUUUGACCCCAAAGACCUUUGCAAUCUCUUGUCCCCUGUUUCCCCCACGGCGCACCCCCCUGAGACUACCUUUGGUGUAUACAUCGUCAUCGCCAAGUCUGUGUCCGGCAAUUACUCCAACCUAGUCAGCCCUCCCAGCAAAGAUGCCAUCUACAUUGGUCAGUCGGUCAACUUCAAUCGCCGGUGGCUUGAACAUCUAAAGAAUGUUCGCGAGGCCAACAGUCGGUCGGCCAUCUCCUACCAGGUGAUGAGCAAGGCCUCGAGCUUCAUGAUGUAUCCCCUUGUGGUAUUCAACACCAAAAAUAUCCCUCAGGUCCAUGGGCUCGAUAACGCACUGUUGAUGAACACUGCCGAGUUUACCAUGCUUUUUAUGUUUCAAUCGCUCUGGCCUAGACUGGUCGAUGGUACUGAGAUCACGGCGCGGAAUGCGGUGGCAGCCGGCGACCAAGAAACUGCCCAGAAGAUCACUGCACUGGCCAAGGCGGUCUUUGACGCAAGUGGCUGGCGCCCGCGCCGCUCGAUUGGCAUGAACUGGGAUAUCCCACUUCUCAGCAGACUCCCCAAGGAGUACGAGUGGCUUGGUUGGGAAGACACUGAUCGGAUGUCCACUAUCUACCGCUUGCGAUGCAAGGUGUUCGUCACUGCUGCGGGUUCUCGUGGCACCGAGGCUGCCAUCUAUUUCAAGCAUGAUGAUAGCCUAAACAUUUCGAAGGCGCUUCGUGAGGAAGCGGGUUUCCAGGACCGCGAUAUAUGUGUUCUGCAGGUCGAGAUCUUCAAGAAUGCUGAUGGCACUUGCCGCAAGCAUGACCACCAGUUCGCUCGGGUUCCUGUCCCUUGCUUCAACCAAGAGGUUGAUAAGCUUGCUUCCAUGACCACACAAAUUCAAUGGGUCGACAAAGCCUCCGGCUCAUGGAAGUCAGCGCUUCUCCAAGUGUUUGAUUCUCGUCGCCGGUCCCAGACCCACCCCAACAUGUACUCUGGUACCAUCACUGCCAUGAAUCUUUUUAAUUCGGUGACUCAGACUGUCUACCAGAAUGGUCCGUCGUGGAUGCCGUCAAUCGACCGAGCUGUGGUUCGCAUGGUUGAGGUGAAGCAUUUAGAGCAGAAAGCUGUGCUGACCGACCCUAUUACCCGAAAGGCUAUACAGUGGCCACCAAACCGAACAAAAGCUGAAGUCGGUAGCAUUAUCCAGGCAAAGGUUAAUCAGCUACCGCCCUCCUGGCAAAGUUCUAUUGCCGUGGAGCGCAAGCCUGCGGGCAGUCGAAAGUUUUGCGACCUCAACCAUUCUCUGGCCGAUACCGUUGCCAGCCAUUGGAAUGAAGCUACCCGGAGUUGCGCUGUCUGCGAGGGUUGGGGCCGGCCGUGCACCUGGACGGACUACAACCGCAGUAUCAUGGGCGGCAAUUCCAUCGCUGAUCAUCUCAAGAGUGACGGUCGACUGAACUUUCUUGGUUGGCCGACAAACAUACAGGCAAUGGCGGACAAGACCUCUCAAGCUCGCAACCGUCGGGUCCUGAUCAAAACAAUGCCCGCCGGAAGUGAGCCGUUCUCUGCUGCUCUUGCUCGCCAGCUGGACCUCGGCGUCACUGAACCUACAAUCAGCAGCUACUAG